Molecule: messenger RNA, 3585 nt
Organism: Beauveria bassiana ARSEF 2860
Lineage: Eukaryota; Fungi; Ascomycota; Sordariomycetes; Hypocreales; Cordycipitaceae
Product: BR serine/threonine-protein kinase
Exons: 3
Coding region: 1-3585 (1194 amino acids)
Biological process (GO): intracellular signal transduction; protein phosphorylation
Cellular component (GO): cytoplasm
Molecular function (GO): ATP binding; protein serine/threonine kinase activity
Source: RefSeq, a predicted model, not a curated record
AUGGCUGAGGCCGCUGUAUCUGUCACCCGCUCGCCGUUGGCCGAAGCGACCUAUCGCAUCAACUCACCAAUUACUCACGCAGACCAAUCGUUAAUCAAAGCUCGAAAUCAAAGAAAUGAAUAUCAGACGGCCAACCAAGCCGUCGCUCAACACCCUACGCGACAGGUGCAGUCUCCCAUUGUCAAUCAAGUUGCUCCAGACCCGCGCGUCUCUGCCAUCAUGAACGAGCACCAGACAAGUGAAGCGGACAAACGCAUGUCACAAGCCUCGUACGCAUCCACCUCGAGUAGCCGCAGUAAGCGGAACUACAAAACCCAUAUCGGUCCAUGGCAACUUGGUCGCACUUUGGGCAAGGGUUCUUCCGCCCGUGUGCGACUCUGUCGCCACAACAUCACCAACCAGCUUGCAGCUGUCAAGAUUGUCAACCGCCGAAUGGCCUAUUUGGUUCAGGACAGCAGUUUAGCCGCCCUAAGCAAAUAUGAUAGCCAUCUUCCCGAGCCUUCAGAUGGCCAAAUGCGCGUUCCCAUGGCCAUCGAGCGAGAAGUAGCCAUCCUCAAGCUUAUUGAGCACCCAAACAUUAUGAAGCUCUACGAUAUCUGGGAGAAUCGCUCUGAAAUGCAAGUUGGCAAAUACACGAUAGUUUAUCUUAUCCUCGAAUAUAUCGACCAAGGCGACCUCUUCACAUUCAUCAACACCAAAGGCCGUCUUUCAGAACAAGUUGCGAUAUUCUUCUUCCGACAGAUGAUCAGUGCAAUUGCUUAUUGCCACUCAUUCAAUGUCUGCCAUCGUGACUUGAAGCCCGAAAACAUUCUCAUCACCGCGGAUCUGCAGAUCAAGAUUGCCGACUUUGGUAUGGCCGCACUUCACCAGACGGCCACGCACCAGCUUGCAACCGCCUGCGGCAGCCCUCACUAUGCUGCACCGGAGCUCCUUAAGAACAGACAGUACCGAGGUGACAAGGCCGACAUCUGGAGCAUGGGCGUUAUUCUCUACGCCAUGCUUUCGGCAACACUCCCCUUUGACGAUCCUGACUUGCGUGUCAUGAUGGGCAAGACAAAGAAGGGGGUGUACGAAAUGCCUAAGCAUCUUAGUCCCGAAGCUGAAGAUCUUAUUCGUCGCAUGUUACAAGUCAACCCCGAACGUCGUAUCAACCUGCAGGAUAUAUGGAAUCACCCCCUCGUCCAGAAGUACAGCUACCAAGAUGAUUUUGGUGACCUCACUAGCCAGCUUCAGGGCAAGGGGUUCAAGUACCAUCCGAUUCCUCGCAAUGAGAUUGACCCUCAGCUACUACGGCAACUUCGAUCCAUGUGGCACAUGUUCAGUGAGCAAGAACUCUCGCUCAAGUUGACUUGUGAACAGCCAAACGACCAAAAAGCCUUCUACUGGCUGCUUCACGACUAUCGGGACAAGCAACUCGAAGACUUUAAGCCAGAGCUGGCUCACUCUAUGAGCGACUACCAUCACAUGAAGCCUUCCAUCUGGAAGAAGCGCGUGUCAACGUGUCAAUUCUCGCAGCCUCGUGCAAACGGACACGGCCGCUCCAUCUCCCGCUUUACAGUUAUAUCAAACGCCGCCGAAAACGACAACGCCACGAUCGUCAGCUAUGACCCGUAUAGAUCAAAUGGUAGACUGCAGCACUGCGAAUCUCAAGUCAGUCAUGCCAAGGUCGUUGUUCAUCGUGACACUGUCGCAUCUCCAGCUGCCCAGGCGCGAGCUGUAAGCGUCGCCAAUGCAACCGCGCGUCGUGUCAGAGCCAACUCGACAAAAAGCUCUGCAACUGCCAAGCUCGAAUCCUCCAAGGGCUCCAUGAAUUCUCUCUGCAGCCGCCAGGGGACACCGUCACGCGGCGGCCCCAGCCUUCGACACAAGCGUGCCGUCGAUUUCAGCCACGUGCGCAAGCGCUCGAACUCGGCCUCAAAGGUGCAAAGUGCUGGCCGUCGCCCCGGAACGUCAUCUUCCAGUAUUAAUGAAGAUGUGGCCCCUCUUCGCCGCCUGCGAGAACAUACACCGGCUGUGCCCAAGGUGCCUACCGUUUAUAAGCGCCCUCAGUCCGACGGUCCUCUGGUAGUGAAGAAUGCUUCAGCGCUCUUCCGCGAUGAGCUUCGCAAUUUUAGCAACGACAUUGCUCGCAACUGUGACGAAGCUUUCAGAAGCUCUUUGAUUGACGACGAGUCUGUCAUAAGCGAGGGCGACAAGAAGAAUCGCGACUCAACACCGUUUUCUUACACAACCGCAAGCCCAUCCGUAGCCACCGAAGCCACCGAAUUCUCGACCAAAUCCUGGCAGCAUCGCCCGUUACCUCCUCUACCUGCCGAGGAUGGCACAUUUAGCGACGCAAGUACUGCAGCUGACUCACGACCCAGCUCAGGAGAGGGCUAUGGAAGCGGCAGUGAAUACGUGAUGGAUGGUACUGUACAAAGGGCUGUUGCCCUUUCCAUUCCUCGCCAAGUCCAAGUUGAUAGACGAAGCGUUUCUGCACCCGCUUCCAAUCCCAAUGGCAAGAAGACAAAUGUGCUUCCAUCUAUCAAUGAGAACUCUGGUACCAACAACAUUUCUAAUGACAAGUGGCGCAUUGUAUCAGCACCUCAAGCGACCUCGAGGAAGAUGAAUGGAUCGACUGGUGAUUUUGAGUACCUGAACAAGACCGAGAAUACCAUCCGUAUGGUGGUGGAUUCUCCUGCUAGUCAGGAUGGUCUCAAGGCAGCUGAGGUGCCUGUUGUCAAGAGAAAGCUGACAAAAGAAGAGUUGGGACGCAAGCUUCACCUGCACAUUGCAUACAAUGCGGAUCGAGCCGUUGAAGCUGGACCUCCCUCGGCAUCGGAUGAGCCUAUGAGUGGUGGUGGCGUUCGCAAGAUGAAAUCAUGGUUCAGACGUGUUUCGAAGACGGAUUCCGAACCAGAGACGGGUGCUCCGAGCCCGGAGAGCCUGAAGUCGCCCGCCAUAUCGCAGGAGCCACAGUCAGCCUCAACGGAUGGGUCCUCGAAGAAGCGCGCAUUUAGUUUCUCUUUUUGGAAAAAUGGUCGCGGGCAAGAACAUGCUACCAGCGUGGAUGGCGAAGACGCCGAAAAUGAGCGGCCUUUGUCUACCAGCAGCCGGAAUCACAGAAAGAGCUCCGCUGUUGCAACUCUAAAGAGCUCUGGAUCAGGAGCGCAGCGCAGCAUUGAGGUCAAGCAAAACUGGUUGACACGCCUCUUCCGGGUCAAGCCCGCAACGAGCUAUAUGUGCAUGAACCUGUCCCGCAGAAAAGCGCGACAGGAAGUGGCAAGUCUUCUCCGCGAGUGGCGACGGUACGGUAUUCGCGACAUGCAGGUGGACAAGCAGCGCAACAUUAUCUUUGCACGAGUUGCAGCUAAGAACUAUCUCAACAUCAAGGAGGUUGCGAUUGCUGCCGAGGUGGUGACGGUGAUUGAGCACGGGAAGCGCCAGCCACUCAGCAUUGUCCGAUUUACACAGGAACGCGGAGCGGCGAGCAGUUUCCAUCGGGUUGUGGACACUAUUCGAAUUGUGUUUGACGACCGCAACCUAGUGGUGACGGAUCGCAACAAGCAGAAAAUGAUGAUCAGGACUCUGACGUCUGCCAACUAA